Lagopus muta (rock ptarmigan) is the source of this 7368-nucleotide messenger RNA. It is a transcript of the gene SLIT2, whose product is annotated as slit guidance ligand 2. The transcript is spliced from 38 exons. The record is from RefSeq and is a predicted model, not a curated record. Gene Ontology annotation, molecular function: Roundabout binding; heparin binding; calcium ion binding. The coding region runs from base 1 to 4614 and encodes 1537 amino acids. NCBI's taxonomy places the organism in Eukaryota, Metazoa, Chordata, Aves, Galliformes, Phasianidae. Gene Ontology annotation, biological process: retinal ganglion cell axon guidance; negative chemotaxis; negative regulation of cell growth.
AUGAUGUGCGCCUGGGGGAGGCUCCCCCUGGCCCUGGGGCUGCUGCUGAUGCUGUCGGGCGAGGCGGCGCCGCAGCCGUGCCCGGCGCAGUGCUCCUGCUCAGGGAGCACGGUGGACUGUCACGGGCUGGCGCUGCGCGGCGUCCCGAGGAACAUCCCCCGCAACACUGAGCGGCUGGACCUUAAUGGAAAUAACAUCACCAGAAUCACCAAGACUGACUUUGCUGGUCUAAGGCACCUUCGAGUUCUUCAGCUCAUGGAGAACAAGAUUAGCACUAUUGAGAGAGGAGCAUUCCAGGAUUUAAAAGAACUGGAGCGGCUGCGCCUAAACAGAAAUAACCUCCAGUUGCUUUCUGAGCUGCUCUUUCUGGGGACGCCGAAGUUAUACAGGCUUGAUCUUAGUGAAAAUCAGAUUCAAGCCAUACCCAGGAAGGCAUUUCGUGGAGCAGUAGACAUAAAAAAUCUGCAACUGGAUUACAACCAGAUCAGCUGUAUUGAAGAUGGGGCAUUUAGGGCUCUACGCGACUUGGAAGUGCUCACUCUCAACAACAAUAACAUCACUCGAUUAUCCGUCGCAAGUUUCAAUCAUAUGCCCAAACUCAGAACAUUUCGCCUGCACUCCAACAACCUCUACUGCGACUGCCACCUGGCCUGGCUGUCAGACUGGCUGCGGCAGCGACCCCGUGUAGGCUUGUACACUCAGUGCAUGGGCCCGGCACACCUGCGGGGCCACAAUGUGGCUGAGGUCCAGAAACGAGAGUUCGUCUGCAGUGGUCACCAAUCAUUUAUGGCUCCAUCCUGCAGUGUCUUGCAUUGUCCUGCUGCAUGCACCUGUAGUAACAACAUUGUGGACUGUCGUGGGAAAGGCCUUACUGAAAUUCCAACAAAUCUUCCAGAAACCAUUACUGAAAUACGGCUAGAACAAAAUUCAAUCAAAGUCAUACCUCCUGGAGCUUUCUCACCCUAUAAAAAACUUCGAAGAAUUGACCUGAGCAAUAACCAGAUCUCUGAAGCAGCUCCAGAUGCUUUCCAGGGCUUACGUUCUCUCAAUUCACUUGUCCUCUAUGGCAAUAAAAUUACAGAACUUCCAAAAGGCCUAUUUGAAGGACUGUUUUCUCUGCAAUUGCUAUUAUUAAAUGCCAACAAGAUCAAUUGCCUGCGAGUUGAUGCUUUCCAAGAUCUGCACAACUUGAAUCUUCUAUCUUUGUAUGACAACAAGCUUCAGACUAUUGCAAAAGGCACCUUUUCACCUCUACGUGCAAUUCAGACCUUGCAUUUGGCUCAGAACCCAUUUAUCUGUGACUGCCAUCUGAAGUGGCUGGCGGAUUAUCUUCAUACAAACCCCAUUGAGACCAGUGGUGCCCGCUGCACCAGCCCCCGCCGUCUGGCAAACAAAAGGAUCGGCCAGAUCAAAAGCAAGAAAUUCCGCUGCUCAGCUAAAGAACAGUAUUUCAUUCCAGGCACUGAAGAUUACAGAUCCAAAUUAAGUGGAGACUGCUUUGCAGAUUUGGCUUGCCCUGAGAAAUGUCGCUGUGAAGGGACCACAGUGGACUGCUCCAAUCAGAAACUCAACAAAAUUCCUGAUCACAUCCCACAGUACACAGCAGAGUUGCGACUCAAUAAUAAUGAAUUUUCAGUUCUGGAAGCUACUGGGAUCUUUAAGAAGCUUCCUCAGCUGCGAAAAAUAAACCUGAGCAAUAACAAGAUUACAGAUAUUGAAGAAGGUGCAUUUGAUGGAGCUUCUGGUGUCAAUGAACUAUUACUCACUAGCAAUCGUUUGGAAACUGUUCGAGACAAAAUGUUCAAAGGACUGGAAAGUCUUAAAACACUGAUGCUGAGGAGCAACCGUGUGAGCUGUGUGGGGAACGACAGCUUCACAGGCCUGAGCUCUGUCCGCCUGCUCUCGCUGUAUGACAACCAGAUCACUACCGUGGCACCCGGCUCCUUUGAUACCCUGCAUUCCCUCUCUACACUAAACCUCUUGGCCAAUCCCUUCAACUGCAACUGCCAUCUUGCGUGGCUUGGAGAUUGGCUGAGAAAGAAACGCAUUGUGACGGGAAACCCUCGCUGUCAGAAACCUUACUUCCUCAAAGAGAUUCCUAUCCAGGAUGUGGCAAUUCAGGAUUUUACAUGUGAUGAUGGAAAUGAUGACAAUAGCUGCUCUCCGCUGUCCCGCUGUCCUGCAGAAUGCACUUGUCUAGACACAGUUGUUCGCUGCAGCAACAAAGGCCUAAAAGCUUUGCCUAAAGGCAUCCCAAAAGAUGUAACUGAACUAUAUUUGGAUGGAAACCAGUUUACUCUUGUUCCUAAAGAGCUCUCCAACUACAAGCAUUUAACACUUAUAGAUUUAAGUAACAACAGAAUCAGCACUCUUUCUAAUCAGAGCUUCAGCAACAUGACUCAGCUGCUCACCUUAAUUCUUAGUUACAACCGCCUGAGGUGUAUCCCUGCACGGACUUUUGAUGGGUUGAAAUCACUUAGGUUGCUGUCCUUACAUGGCAAUGAUAUUUCAGUGGUUCCUGAAGGAGCUUUUAAUGAUCUUUCAGCAUUAUCACACCUCGCUAUUGGAGCAAAUCCUCUUUAUUGUGAUUGUAACAUGCAAUGGCUGUCUGACUGGGUAAAAUCAGAAUACAAAGAACCUGGUAUUGCACGAUGUGCUGGCCCUGGAGAAAUGGCAGAUAAACUUCUACUCACAACUCCAUCUAAAAAAUUUACUUGCCAAGGGCCCGUGGAUGUCAAUAUUCUUGCUAAGUGUAACCCUUGCUUAUCAAAUCCAUGUAAAAAUGAUGGAACCUGCAAUAAUGAUCCAGUUGACUUCUAUAGAUGUACUUGCCCAUACGGUUUCAAGGGUCAAGACUGUGAUAUUCCCAUUCAUGCCUGCAUUAGUAACCCUUGCAACCAUGGUGGAACUUGUCAUUUGAAAGAAGGAGAAAAAGAUGGUUUCUGGUGCACUUGUGCAGAUGGAUUUGAAGGUGAAAAUUGUGAAAUAAAUGUUGAUGACUGUGAAGACAAUGACUGUGAAAAUAAUUCUACUUGUGUGGAUGGAAUUAAUAAUUAUACUUGCCUUUGUCCACCUGAAUAUACAGCUGCUAAUCUGAAUGAAGUGGAAAAAGGUGAGCUCUGUGAGGAGAAACUAGAUUUCUGUGCUCAAAACUUGAAUCCUUGCCAGCACGACUCAAAGUGUAUCUUGACACCUAAAGGUUACAAAUGUGAUUGCACACCUGGAUAUGUAGGUGAACACUGCGAUAUUGACUUUGAUGACUGCCAGGACAAUAAAUGUAAAAAUGGAGCACAGUGUACUGAUGCAGUUAAUGGGUAUACAUGUAUUUGCCCAGAAGGAUACAGUGGCUUGUUCUGUGAGUUUUCGCCACCGAUGGUUUUACCUCGCACCAGCCCUUGUGAUAAUUAUGAAUGCCAAAAUGGAGCCCAGUGUAUUGUAAAAGAGAGUGAACCAAUCUGCCAGUGUUUAUCAGGCUACCAGGGUGAGAAAUGUGAAAAGCUGAUCAGUAUAAACUUUGUCAACAAAGAAUCUUAUCUACAAAUCCCUUCAGCUAAGAUACACUCCCAAACCAAUAUCACUCUUCAGAUUGCCACAGAUGAAGACAGUGGGAUCCUGCUCUACAAAGGCGAUAAGGAUCAUAUAGCAGUAGAGCUGUACCGUGGUAGAGUGAGGGUCAGUUAUGACACAGGAUCUUAUCCAGCCUCUGCUAUUUACAGUGUGGAAACUAUUAAUGAUGGCAAUUUCCACAUUGUGGAGCUGCUAGCCAUGGAUCAGAUUCUGUCUUUGUCUAUUGAUGGAGGAAGCCCCAAGAUAAUUACCAAUUUGUCCAAGCAGUCCACUUUGAAUUUUGAUUCUCCACUGUAUGUCGGAGGCAUGCCUGUGAAAAAUAACAUUGCAGCCCUACGCCAGUCUCCAGGACAGAAUGGCACAAGCUUCCAUGGCUGCAUCCGUAAUCUGUAUAUCAACAGCGAACUCCAGGACUUCAGAAAUGUACCGCUGCAAGUGGGAAUUCUGCCAGGUUGUGAGCCUUGUCACAAGAAAGUUUGUGUGCAUGGAACGUGCCAUGCUACCAGCCAGUCAAGCUUUUCGUGUGAGUGUGAAGGAGGAUGGACUGGACCCCUCUGUGAUCAACAAACUAAUGACCCAUGUCUCGGAAAUAAAUGUGUGCAUGGUACCUGCUUGCCGAUCAAUGCGUUUUCAUACAGUUGUAAAUGCCUGCAGGGACAUGGGGGAGUCCUCUGUGAUGAAGAGGAAAUGCUGUUUAACCCCUGCCAAUCCAUCAGGUGUAAACAUGGCAAAUGCAGGCUUUCAGGACUUGGGAAACCAUAUUGCGAAUGCAGCAGCGGAUACACGGGGGACAGCUGUGAUAAAGAAAUCUCUUGUCGAGGGGAACGAAUCCGAGAUUACUACCAAAAGCAGCAAGGGUAUGCUGCGUGCCAGACGACCAAGAAGGUAUCGAGACUAGAAUGUAAAGGGGGAUGUUCAACCGGGCAGUGCUGUGGACCACUAAGGAGCAAGAGACGGAAAUACUCUUUUGAAUGCACUGAUGGGUCGUCAUUUGUGGACGAGAUUGAAAAAGUGGUGAAGUGUGGCUGUACAAAUUGUCCCUCCUAAGUGUUCCUGUCACACUUGUCUUUUGAAAAUGUUGUAUACUUAUUGACCGUGUCGGACUAAUUAAUGCUUCAUAGUGGAAAUAUUUGAAAUAUAUUGUAAAAUACAGAACAGACUUAUUUUUAUUAUGAGAAUAAAGACUUUUUCUUCAUUUGAAAAAAGAUUCAAGUGCUUGAACUGAGACUUCUCAUAACCAAGAGGAGCUUUGAAGAAAAAAAAGACCUGGUAACAUUGCAACAGUGAUGGGAAACUUAACUACUUUUAACACGGAUUCUUCUUUAUAACAUGCUGAAGAUACACUGACACUAUACAUACGUGACUUUCAACUUAACAGCUCAGAGAUGAAAUGUUGACCAGAAAAUGAGUCUUGUUUUUUCAUUUUUGUAUCAGUAUAUUUUAUUGUCUUGACAGACCAUACCAAUCACUUACCUAUGGAUGAGAAUGCAUACAGAGAUAAUAAUUGUAUGAAGUACAUUUUAUCUUUCGGAAUUAUUAAGCAUCUUGAGAAGAUGAGGUCCCAUUUAGUGGAUGGGAAAUGGGAGAUAUGAGAAUAUACUAUAAUCCUGAAAUCUCCUGAUGAUGUAAACUUUUAUGUCAGCAUGUUAACAAAAGAAGCAUACAAAAAGUGUUUAUCUGCCCUUUUCCAGUAUUAAUUUUUUGUAAUAUAAAUGUUUGGGGGAUGAUAAAAAUAGAUUAUUGAUGGAUAAAUUAGUAAUAAUAUGGAUUUCUGUUUCUAUGAGUUCUAAAAACAACUCUAUACAGUAUUCGGUUUCAUUGAGAAAUAUUUAUUGUAUCGAAGUACAUUGUACUUAACCCUCCUAGGUCAUCCCUUUUACUGUUUUUCAAUGCUUUAAUAUAUAUUAAUUUAUAUUUGUCCCAGUAUUUUUGUAUUUUUUUUUAAAAGAAAAGGACUUAAAAAUCAGGAUUUUUUGCAAUAGAACUAACGUAGCAUGUCGUCUUGGGGUAAAUGUUUUUGGUCUGUUCCUCCCGUUCCCUUUCCCCUUUUCUUUUCCUUAGAAUCUGACCACUUGGUGUCACUGAAUCUGAAAGUGAUGACAAUCUGCAGUUUUCACGUACAGCAGAUAUUCAGGACACCUUCCACAACCCUGUAAUGUGUGACAGAAAAUGUCUUUUACACUAGGUGGCAAUUGUAGAGAAAUUAAUUUUCCCUAUAUACAGUACUUACAGAAAAUGAGAUGGCAUGUAGAAAAUGACAUUAGAAGGUAGAUCUUUAUAAAUUAAUAUUCCCAUGGAACCCUUUACCUUUUUUUUUUUUUUUUUUUAAAUAAAGAAAAAAAGAAAAAAGGCUGUGCUAUCAAGAACUGUGAUUUUCCCCAAAUAAUAAAGCUACUUUACUGCCCUAAUGUUCCCCACGUUAACAUGUUGCUGCUAAAUUAUAAUGUAGAAUUGGUAAUCAUUAAUAGUGGGUUGUGUUCUUCUUUCAGUAAAACCCAGGGUACCCUGUAAAAAUGCAGAUGUUUUUCAAUUUUAUUUUAUUAUUUUUUUUACAAAAAAAAAAAAAAAAGUUAGGUGUACAUGUGUAAUGCAGUGUGCUUUGUCUUAUUUGGACUGAUAUCAGUAAUGCUACUGAUGUUUGUAAAUUAAACAGAUAUCUACUUCACUAACUGCUUUUAUUUGUAUUCUUCUAAAAAGUUCAAAUUGUCUAACAGCCUUUAAUUAAACACUUGUAGUUGCAAACAGUAUUUGGUAUAAAGACAAAAAAAAAAGAAUUAAACCCAACUAGUUCUAGUGUAUUCAUUGCUGCAAGUCUGAAGGAGUCACAUUGUAAUUAUUGCACCUACAGGCAGGGACAUCUGAGAAUGUCAGUUCCUUAUACACACAGCAGAACUCAUAGCAAAAUUAACUAAAGACUUAUUUAUAAGUGAAAUGCACUGGGUGUAAAGGCACAUCAAGUCUAUGCUGGUAUUUUAAUGAUUAUAAAAUUGGCAACUUGGCAGUGUUAAGUAACUUGAUUCUUCAGAAAGCUUUAUUUUCACUAAUUUUGAGCUAAGCAUUUUAAAUUUCAGCUAUUAGAUGGAUUGGAUAGUAUACUUUAAAAGGUUUCAUUUCUGUAAUGUAAUUUUUGCAUACACUGCUGUAUAUUUAUUUUUCUUAGUCUACCUUAGAAACUGUCUAAAUAUCAAAUGAAACUGCCUUUGACGUGAAGCCUUCUUUUUUGUUCCUGUGACUUCUAGUUAAUCUUCCUUAAGUACUCAAAGCUUGCAGGAAAAAGUCUUUUUGCAAAGUACUACUUAGAUAGUAUUCUUGGAGAAGCAGUAUAACUUCUCUGUGUACAACCAAAAUGCUUGUACCAAGUGCUUGACUGCUUUCUGUCUUACUGACAGAGGAAGAGGAGCAAUGUUAUUCAAGCUGUGCUAGCAGAUACAAUGAUCCAAAGUGCAUCAAGGCUGGGAUUUUGUGUGUGUGUUCUAAGCAGAAGCAAAAACUAACAAACAAAAAAACUUUAAGAUUUAAUUUCAAAUCAAACAAAAAAAAAUUGCACCUACAAGUACCUUUCUGGAAGAUACAAGGCACUGCAUCCAACUGUGACUUAGAAACUGGAACAUCCCUAUAUUUUCACCAAUGAAACUCCUUAAGCACCUACAAAGCGUGCCACUGUUUAUGAUGUAGCACAGCUCUGUCAUUUCUCAGUGGAAUGGGUCAUCCUGACACAUUUAUCAUCCCUCAGUUGGAUUUCCUGUAACGUGGCUGUAAUAGUAGACCGUCAUGUACAGAUAUACCUUGAAGGUGAGCUGG